GUAAAAAUUUAAUGGAUCUAGAAAAUAUAGAGGCCGACCUCAAUGCGUACGUGAUGGUGCUAGACAACUACAUCAGCAAAUUAAAAAAUUAUAAAGUUAUUAAAGCUAAGGCAUAUGAUGCCUUGACUCUUGCUGAAGAUUUCAAAGAUCAGCUUGCCCGAUUUACUAAGGAAAUUCAAGAAAAAGUCUGUUUUGAAGACCCCAAUAACAUAGGGGCCACCUUUAAUUCAAUGCCAAUAAGGCAAGAACUUAGAAGAAAUAUGAAAGUCAUCAGACUUUUAAGCAAGUAUGAAAGACUACAACACAUCAUUGAAAAAGAAACUCAAUCUGUAUUGUGAUCAAGUCCAGACAUCAAUAUUCCACCGAGAAUAAAUAAUGAUUGCUCUUCUGACAUUUAUCCCCAACAAGAGUUGCAAAUUCUAAAAGAAAGACCUGAUGAAGAACUCAAAGAAGAUUCCAAAGCUGCCUCCUUCAAAGAUAUUAGCAGAGAUAUAGAAAUAGACUGCAAGAGAAGGGAGAAUGCCAACUUAGAGAAAAGUAUCAAGAUCACCCAAAAUCUUGAAGAAUUGAACAUGGAGAUUAGUCAGCAACUUGUACAAGAUAAAGAGAGACUCAAAGAAGUUAACAAGGAAGCAGAACAAGCAGCAGAGAUUUCAGGACAAUCUCUGAAGGAAGUUAAGAAGAAAGCUAAAGGCAAGUGGUGGCUCUUUGGACUGAAGACAACCCUUUUUGGAGGUGGAGCAGGCGCUGUAGCUGGAACAGCAGUCGGACUUGUACCUGGUGCUGUCAUUGGAGGAGUUGCUGGAGCAACAGGAGGAGCUGUAGUAGGCUCGAAGAUAAAGAAAGCAGCAAAGAAAAAGAUAGAUGUUUUUCAAGAAGAAGAUGCCAUCCAUAUUGAUCCAGAUCAUGAAGACUAGCUCUCUAAGCCUCUCAGAUUUAAUGAAUCUGAGUAUAAGGCAGA
Moneuplotes crassus is the source of this 961-nucleotide messenger RNA. NCBI's taxonomy places the organism in Eukaryota, Ciliophora, Spirotrichea, Euplotida, Euplotidae. The record is from the annotation of a GenBank genome assembly.